Messenger RNA from Malassezia vespertilionis, 519 nucleotides. RefSeq names its product 60S ribosomal protein L20B (gene RPL20B). Gene Ontology annotation, cellular component: ribosome; cytosolic large ribosomal subunit. The transcript is spliced from 3 exons. Gene Ontology annotation, molecular function: structural constituent of ribosome. Bases 1 to 519 code for a protein of 172 amino acids. The record is from RefSeq and is a predicted model, not a curated record. NCBI's taxonomy places the organism in Eukaryota, Fungi, Basidiomycota, Malasseziomycetes, Malasseziales, Malasseziaceae. Gene Ontology annotation, biological process: translation.
AUGGGCCGCUAUUCGGAAUACCUUGUUAUCGGUCGGCACCUGCCCACGGAGAGGGACCCCGUCCCUGCUCUGUACAGGAUGCGGAUCUUUGCUCCCAACGAGACGAUCGCCAAGUCGCGUUUCUGGUACUUUGUUCGUCAGCUCCGUAAGAUGAAGAAAGCCACUGGUGAGAUUGUGACUGUAAACAAGAUCGAGGAGAAGAAGCCUUUGAAGGUCAAGAACUUUGGUGUCUGGCUCCGCUACAACUCCCGCUCUGGUACGCACAAUAUGUACAAGGAGUACCGCGGCAUGUCCCGUGCCGAGGCCGUUGAGAACAUGUACCAGGACAUGGCUUCUCGCCACCGUGCCCGUUUUGGCAGCAUUCACAUUCUCCGUGUCGCUGAGAUCGAGAAGGUCGAGGACCUCCGUCGUCCUUACCUCAAGCAGCUCACCACCAAGAACCUGCGCUUCCCUCUUCCCCAUCGCCGCUCUCGUGCUGCGGGCAUCUAUGCCGCGCACCGCCCAUCGACCUUCUACUAA